Messenger RNA from Tripterygium wilfordii, 1267 nucleotides. RefSeq names its product probable phytol kinase 3, chloroplastic. Gene Ontology annotation, molecular function: kinase activity. The record is from RefSeq and is a predicted model, not a curated record. Lineage: Eukaryota; Viridiplantae; Streptophyta; Magnoliopsida; Celastrales; Celastraceae. Bases 246 to 974 code for a protein of 242 amino acids. The transcript has 7 exons.
GUCAUCGCAUCUGCCUGCUGCCAUGCUCGUCGACAAUCGUCCUGUCCUUUCCGAUCUCUGUGCCAGUGGCUUGGCUGGUGGUAUUGCUCUAUGUUGUCUCAAACUCUGGCAAGAAACUGCGAAACGAAGCCUUUUUGACCAGUCACUAGAAUAUGCUGUGACGUGUAAACCCAUAAAAAGGAAACAAUGAGGGGUCAGCUGUAGGGUUUGCUCUUUGAGUUCCAAAUUGCUUUGCACCUGAGGGGAUGGGUACGUUGACUGAAAACACAAUUGUUUCUGAUCUUUGGGCAACAUUGGUGUUGGCCGGGAUCAUUUUUGCGGUUCUUCAUUUAUGGAAAGUGACUGCAAAUUCAGGGCUUGACCAGAAACUGAAUAGAAAGCUUGUGCAUAUAAGCAUCGGCUUAGUUUUCAUGCUUUGCUGGCCCCUGUUCAGUGCAGGGCGUCGGGGAGCAAUGUUAGCAGCUCUUACUCCAGGCAUCAAUAUCUUUCGUAUGCUGUUCUUGGGAUUAGGAAUAUAUAAAGAUGAAGGCACAGUGAAGUCAAUGACUAGAUUUGGAGACCACAGGGAACUUCUUAAGGGACCACUAUACUAUGCCACAACAAUUACUUUGGCAUGUAUAAUCUGCUGGAGGACUUCGCCAAUUGCAAUUGCGGCAAUAUGCAACCUCUGUGCCGGAGAUGGUUUGGCAGAUGUGAUUGGUAGGCGAUUUGGCAAUCUGAAGCUUCCUUACAACCGAAACAAGUCUAUAGCUGGCAGUAUAACGAUGGCAUUAUCUGGAUUCUUGACAUCUGUUGGGUAUAUGUAUUACUUUGCAUCAUUUGGAUAUUUGGAGAGAAGUUGGGAAAUGGUGUUGGGUUUCUUGAUUGUGUCCAUUGCCUCUGCCCUGGUGGAAUCACUCCCUAUAAGUACCGACCUUGAUGACAAUCUGACUGUCCCCAUCGCAUCAAUGUUGAUGGGCAGUCUUGUUUUCUGAAGUCAGUAACAUCUGUAACUUUUAACUUGCCUGAUGAACGUAAUGUAUUGAUAUGAAAUGCUGUUACCUAUUAGCAAGGCGAUUCUUGCUGGCAGUGGCCAGUGCCUUCCUUAGUCUGCGUCGGAUAAUCCCCUGCCGUUGUGCUUUUAGUAGACAAACCAUAUGCAAAUCUUCCGGAAAAUUGAAGAAUUGCAUAUGGACUACUAUUAUGGAGCAUUCACUGAACAGCAGUAUUGGGGGUAAUAUCAUCCUUUAUAUGUCUUGAAGGUCUAAUUAAUCAGCUUCAAAGUUAA